AGAUGAGGGUCUCCUCGGCGUCGGAGGGCUCGAUUCUCCUUGCUGUCUUGAUUUGGCCUUGCUCUGGCCUUCCUGGGGAGAUGGACGUGAGAAUAUAUUGUUCUCUGGAGUGGUUGGUGGUCUCUGUCAGCCCACACAGGUAUAGCAGAAGCAACCCUUAUAUGUUUGCGGAUGAAUUAGCUCUGGGCCAGAGCUGCCUGGCGACGGAGAUACAAACCUAUGUGUAUCGUUUUGUGUACCUUGUUAGUGCUUGUGGCAUCAGGACACAGGUGAUCUCCGAGAAUGUUCUUCUUAUUCAAACGGAGCUGUACUACACCCCGAGGGAUGGUCACAGCAACCCCGAGAAGGCCUUCUUGACGUGUAUCACCUCUCAGAAAUCAGUGUGGAUUACUCCAGUUUCUACUGAGGAUGAUAUAAAAUUGAAGACCAGUCACUUUAUGUCUGACUUUCAGACUACACCAGAAGAGUUAGGGUUAUUACAUUCCAGUGAAAUAUGUCCCCUCUGAAGACUGGUAGUUGGGAUGAUAAAUUUUGUUGGAGAACAAUUUCUUA
This is a messenger RNA of Heterocephalus glaber (naked mole-rat), 552 nucleotides long. Its product is annotated as oocyte-secreted protein 2. Lineage: Eukaryota; Metazoa; Chordata; Mammalia; Rodentia; Bathyergidae. The record is from RefSeq and is a predicted model, not a curated record.